AUGAAGAUUUCUGGUAAUACAAUCUCUUGGAACAUAGUUUCGUGCUGUCAAGAUGUAAGAACAAUAUCAAAAUACAAUUGGGCAAAAGCGACUUCAGACUUUUUGGAAAGGCAGCUUGUGAAAGAUUGCGAAAAGCCAUCAUCCAUUUCUGGUUGUGUUGCUGCGUUGCCGUUUUGGUUUUGCGAGAAAAUUGGGUUCAUUGAGCCCUUGAAAGACAGAAUGGAUGUACCUCCCAAAUUUGUUAAGUGGGACGUACAAGACCUGCAAUCAUCAAGGUGCAACAUAGACAUUUCUAGUAUGACACCAGUAAUUGCAAGUAUUGGAAAUAAAAAAGAUCAGGUUCUUGAAGAAGUGUGUGGUGUAACGGGUACUGGUUGCUUGAUGUCGUCACAUGUGAUCAAUGCUAAAGAGGUUGUUGAAGAGGUGUUUGGUGAACCGUCAGAUGGAUGCUUGACAUACAAAUCACCUAGUGGUGUCCCCCAAGUCGGAAACGAGUCCAACAUAGCUUCAAAAAAAAAUUUGAGGUCGACACAUGUGAUCAAUGGUGUUGGUGAUAAAAAGCACUGGAUGUGGGCAUCAAGAGUCCCCCAUAACCCCAAAAAAUCCGGGCCUAAUAUAGAAGGAAGGCAAGAGUUUUUGGUUAGUGAAGAAAAUAGUUUAAUGAAGGAAGAAAUCAAGAAGUUGAAAUUGAGACUUGAGGAAGCACAGGUGCAAGCUGUGUUGUACAACGAAUUAUGUGUAAAUGCUGAAGUUGGUAUGGCAGAUGCGCGCAAGCAGUGUAAUGAUUUAUCAAACGACCUACAACAGCUUCUGGAUCGUAUUGAACAAGAGAAAGGGUUUCAAAAUAACGAGUCCUCCCCUCAGCUAAAAUCAUGGUUAAUAAGGCUGAAACAUAAGCACAAGAGACCAAAACGGUUGCCAGGAUAUGUGUACGAAGGGAUCAAGACAUUAAGGGAGCCUAAAAAGGCAAAGGCAGAAGCAGAAAAACAUGGAGUUGUGAAACAACAAGAGUUGUGGAGUAGUGAUGAAUUGAAAGGAACUGUGCAAAAGAUCAAGACAAACUUCAUCGUUUCCUCAUUUGCACUGAUUAUGGGUGAGGUACCACUUUGGCAAGGAUCAUGCUCGGCUAUCUAUAAGGACGACUUGAUGGAUUUGCUAACAAAGGCUGCUAUAACGUGUAAUGUCAUUGAUUCAUUCGGGGAAACCUUGCAAACUGAGAUAAUCAAUUAUGCAUCAUUGAAACAUAAAUCACUCGUGAUGACAACACAUUGCUGGAAUGUAUCAUAUAACCAGGAAUUAACAUGUGAAUUCCUACAAAAGGGUGAUGAUAACAAUAUCAGAUUACUCCUGCACGACCCAUUGUUAGAAGCUUUAGCAGGAGCGGACUACGUAUUCUUCCCAAUGAGGCAUGAAAACCAAUUUCAUUUUACCUUGUUAGUAUUACACAAGGCAGAUGAACAAUGGUUUCACUACGAUCCCAGACGUCUUGUGUCAAAUUCAUCAAAUGAUCCAUGCUUUCUUAAUGCACAGAAACUGCGAGAUGCAGUUACAUCUUUCCUACAAUUUAAUAGUUGCAUUGCACCAGUGGUGUUAAGCAAUGGUCAUCGGAUCAGACAGCCUGAAAAGGUUGGAGAAAAGGCAAUCAAAUCAUCAUUAACCAAUGGUGAGAAACAAACGUUUCAAUGGCUAAAAGCUACUGAUGUUAACUAUCCUUUAUGGCGAUCGACUAAUUGCCCACAACAAAUGGAUGACUCUGUCGACUGUGGGGUCACUGUGAUGUACUAUAUCUCAACUAUUUCGAAGUGUCAGAACAUGGCACCUUGUUUUACAGAGAACACAAUGAAGGAAUAUCGUGCAAAAGUCAUCAACAAAUUUCUUCAUGAUGGGAAAAGUUGGAAAGAUGAAUGA
This is a messenger RNA of Prunus armeniaca (apricot), 1908 nucleotides long. The record is from the annotation of a GenBank genome assembly. Lineage: Eukaryota; Viridiplantae; Streptophyta; Magnoliopsida; Rosales; Rosaceae.